AUGUCCAGGACAGGUGCUAAAGCCACCAUCCAUGUGAACGCUGACGCUGUCCCACGAUUCUUCCGCCCGCGGUCUGUCCCCUAUGCUAUACGAGCAAAGGUGGAUGAAGAAAUAGACAGACUGAUAAAAGAAGGCAUAAUCACUCCAGUAAAAUACUCAGACUGGGCAGGGCCAGUGGUCCCUAUUCUCAAACCUGGGGGAACCGUCAGACUGUGUGGAGACUACAAGCUUACCGUAAACACUGUCUCCUCACUCGAACAGUAUCCAGUUCCUAGAGUGGAAGAUCUCUUCACAGCACUAUCCGGGGGUAAACAGUUCUCUCAAUUAGAUAUGAGUCAUGCAUAUCAACAAAUACUCAUGGACGAGGAAUCCAAGAAAUACUUGACAGUGAAUACUCACCGUGGGUUGUUCACGUACAAUAGACUUCCUUUUGGGGGGGGGGCGUCCGCACCAGCCAUUUUCCAAAGGACAAUGGAGAGUUUGUUACGCGGGAUCCCUCUCGUAGCAGUAUAUCUAGAUGACAUCUUAGUCAGUGGCGUCGACGAAGCUGAUCGCCUGAGAAAUCUGGACGCUGUGCUGACUAGGUUGAGAGAGGCUGGGUUGCGUUUGAGGAGAAGCAAAUGCACCUUCAUGCAGGAGGAGGUUGAGUAUCUGGGGCACAGAGUGGACGCGCAGGGGCUCCACCCGGUCAAGAAAAGAGUAAAAGCCAUCAUGGAAGCUCCGACCCCCACAAACGUCACAGAACUCAAGUCUUAUUUAGGUUUACUAAAUUACUACAACAAAUUCCUUCCAAACCUGGCAACCCUGCUCGCCCCUCUCCCCGAACUUUUGAGACAAGAUGUGCGCUGGAUGUGGAAAAAGCAGCAAGAGGAAGCUUUUCAAAAAUCAAAGGGCUUGCUCAACUCAGCAGCAGUGCUGGUGCAUUACAGUGCAGACCGAGACGUGAUCCUGUCCUGUGAUGCCUCACCUUACGGCGUGGGCGCUGUGCUAUCCCAGCGGAUGGAGGAUGGAAGUGAGCGACCCGUGGGGUUCAUGUCUCACACACUUUCCCCAGUGGAAAAAGGAUACUCGCAACUCGACAAAGAAGGCUUAGCUGUCAUCUUCGGCAUCCAGAAGUUCCGUAAGUACUUGUAUGGAAGAGCUUUCACCAUCUAUACAGAUCACAAACCCCUAAGCUACCUGUUCAACGAGAAGAAACCUAUUCCACAAAUGGGUUCACCGAGAGUACAAAGAUGGGCUGUGUACCUGAGUGCUUAUGAAUACAAAAUGCUCUACAAGCCAGGAAAACAACAUGCCAAUGCGGAUGCGUUCAGCAGACUGCCGGUGCCGGAGACAGGACAGGAGGGGGACACCACGGAACAAGUCUUGAUGAUGGAUCUACUGGAUGACACACUCCUGGACACUAACCGGAUCAAGCGCUGGACAGCUAAGGAUGUCACACUAUCUCGAGCUCACGAGUACGUCUGGAAAGGGUGGCCUGCCGAGACAGAGACUCACCUCAAGCCGUAUCAUCAGAGGAGACGGGAGUUGAGUGUGAGAGUUGGUUGUGUGCUCUGGGGAGCUAGAGUAAUCAUACUGACCAAAGGUAGAGACACCGUACUGAAGAUACAACACCAGACACACGCAGGGAUGACGAGAAUGAAGGGGCUCGCCAGAUCGUAUGUGUGGUGGCCUGGUAUGGAUCAGGAUGUGGAGAAGGAGGUUCAGUCAUGUGAGGAGUGUCAAACACACCAGAAGGCACCACCCGCUACACCGUUACACCCCUGGGAGUGGCCGGAGGAGCCUUGGUCCAGGAUUCAUGUGGACUACACAGGACAUUUCAUGGGAGAAAUGUUCCUACUGAUUGUGGACGCACAUUCAAAGUGGAUGGACAUCUACCCCUGUGAAAUCAGCCACAUCACAAGCGACAAUCGAGAAACUACUUAUCGCAUCACACCUCAUGGGACUACAGGCUUGUCACCUGCAGAGCUGAUGAUGUCACGCCGACUCAGAUCCACUCUCGACCUCCUCACACCAGACGUGAAAACAAAAGAUCAGCAAAAGCAAAUGAAACAGAAACAAGCCCACGACGGACACACCAAACUGAGGAGUCUUGCACCUGGAGAUGAAGUAUUCAUUCGGAACUACUCCUACGGUCCCAAAUGGAUCCCCGCCGUCGUCGAGAGCUUAUCAGGUCCAGUGUCCUAUACUGUCACUGUUGGAAGUGGUCAGACCAUGAAGUGGCAUGUGGAUCAAGUUCAAACCAAACUGACACACACCGCGCCUAUUGAGGUGACUGGACGAGACCCAGUGCCAGUGGUGAGCACUGAGGGAGGUUCUACGGGCCCUCUACCUACAGCAUCGGAUGUGAGUGAAGAACCACCUACAAGUGAGUUACUGGAGCCGCCGCCUGCUUCUGAAGUGCAGAAGAGACUGGACUUACCUGUGGUGACUGAGGUGAGGCGUUCAGGAAGAGAGAGACAUUCACCCUCACACCUCAAAGACUUUGUUAGAAAGUAG
Lampris incognitus (smalleye Pacific opah) is the source of this 2499-nucleotide messenger RNA. RefSeq lists its product as uncharacterized. NCBI's taxonomy places the organism in Eukaryota, Metazoa, Chordata, Actinopteri, Lampriformes, Lampridae. The record is from RefSeq and is a predicted model, not a curated record. The transcript has 3 exons. Bases 1 to 2499 code for a protein of 832 amino acids.